Messenger RNA from Chrysoperla carnea, 581 nucleotides. RefSeq lists its product as uncharacterized. The record is from RefSeq and is a predicted model, not a curated record. Bases 116 to 523 code for a protein of 135 amino acids. Lineage: Eukaryota; Metazoa; Arthropoda; Insecta; Neuroptera; Chrysopidae. The transcript is spliced from 2 exons.
AGUCACAAAGGUUCGGUAUCAGUGAUACAUGAAUUAUUUUCAAAGAUAUCAAAUCGAAAAGGACGUUUCAAAAUUCAUAAAAUUCUUCUUAAAUUAAUAAAGGUUUAACAAAACAAUGUGGAAACGUAUAUUUGGUAGACGGGUCGAAAAGUCAACGUUAAGUACACAAACAUACAUGGAAGAUUUAAAUCCAGAGGAAUAUAAAUCUUCCAUUCAAACAUUGAUAGAUAAUAACAAACGGAAAUUAAUAAAAAUUUACGAAGAAAAUUCUAAAAAGAUUGCUACUGUAAAAUCUUCGAAAGUAAUCAACAAAAAAUUGACGGAAAAUCAAGGAUCAGGCAGUUCAAGUGUAAUUCAACCAGAAGUGAGUGAAUGCGGCAAUCAAACCAGUACACAUGGUACUAGUGAUUAUGGUAUACAAACGGAAGGUGAACCACCGUCUGCAAAUUUAAUACACUGUGAAGUUGGUAAUCAAACUGAAUCAACGAAUGGUGGAAGGGGGGAAGUACUACAAAGAAUGUAAUGUCAUACGAAACACCAUUAGAUAAUUUCCGGAAUCAACAUCCAAUCGUUACGCCUGC